Molecule: messenger RNA, 2281 nt
Organism: Ziziphus jujuba (common jujube)
Lineage: Eukaryota; Viridiplantae; Streptophyta; Magnoliopsida; Rosales; Rhamnaceae
Product: NAC domain-containing protein 7
Exons: 4
Coding region: 836-1894 (352 amino acids)
Biological process (GO): regulation of DNA-templated transcription
Molecular function (GO): DNA binding
Source: RefSeq, a predicted model, not a curated record
AGUUUUCUUUCCGACUCCUAUUCCGUUUGCUUCUCUCUCUUCUUUCAUAUUCUUCCUUAUUUUUUUUUUUUUUAGAGGGAGAGAGAGCUUGGACAAACACAGAAACAUUAAAAUUUUCUGUUCAAAAACAUUUUCUGAAGAGGGUCUCUAUCAGUUGCGGGUAGAGUUAGCAGUAGCUAGUUUUUGCGUCACCUAUUUUCCCGCCCAAAUCUUUCCCACCAAUCUAGGUUAAUCCGAUAAUGAGAGACAAUGAGAGUUUCUCAAAACUAACAGCAUAAUUUAUUUUUUUCUUUUAAUUAAUAAUAGGUAAUUAUUUUGUUUUAUUUUAUUUUGUGAAUGUGGGUGUGUGUGUGUGUAGGUGUUUCAUUAGGGUUUUUGGUUUCCUAUUUAAUCCUACAAGGUAUCUGUUCGUCCAUUCCUUGGUCUUUUCCCAUAUCUUUCUACCUCGGGAUCUGAAUCAGACAGAUAGACAACUUGGUCAGUAGUUUGUGGGACUGAACAAACAGUUGGUGUAUCAAUUCCCGAGGUUACCAGUUAUAUAGUAUUAGUAUUAUGACUGCUUUUUGCUUUCCUGUGUUUGUUUCUUGUCUCCUCUAUAUAUAUUAUCGCACUUAGAGUUUUCAGAAGCUCUAAAUUUUUUUUUUUUUUAAAAAAAAGAAACCGAAAAAGAGAGAUUUUGGAGAAAGCUAGCUAUUCAACCAGUUCGGAGACAAAAAAAAAAAGGAAUUUCAGAAGUAUUGAAUCUUGGAUUUCCAGAUCUGUGGUUACAUUUGGAAGAGGUUGCUGGAGAUUUUUUUGCUUCUUUAUAAUCUGUCUCAAGCUCAGAGGAAUAACAAUGAAUACAUUUACACAUGUUCCUCCGGGCUUUCGUUUCCAUCCGACUGAUGAAGAACUUGUUGAUUACUACCUGAGGAAAAAGAUUACUUCAAGAAGAAUCGAUCUCGACGUCAUAAAAGACGUUGACCUCUAUAAAAUUGAGCCAUGGGAUCUUCAAGAAAUAUGCAGAAUAGGAACAGAAGAGCAAAACGAGUGGUACUUUUUUAGCCAUAAAGAUAAGAAAUAUCCAACUGGUACUCGCACGAAUAGGGCCACCGCAGCUGGGUUUUGGAAAGCAACAGGAAGAGACAAGGCUAUUUACUCUAAGCAUGACUUAAUUGGAAUGAGGAAGACCUUAGUCUUUUAUAAAGGCCGAGCACCAAAUGGACAAAAAUCAGACUGGAUUAUGCAUGAAUAUCGGCUUGAAACAGAUGAAAAUGGGAGUGCACAGGCAAAAGGUUGGGUGGUAUGCAGGGUUUUUAAGAAGAGAAUAACAGCUAUGCGAAAAGUGAGUGAACAUGAAUCACCUAUUUGGUACGAUGAACAAGUCUCUUUCAUGCCUGACUUGGAAUCUCCAAAGCAAAACUCCAACCACUCUAAUUUGUCUAGUUACCACAUUCCAUAUCCAUGCAAGAAAGAGCUCGAUUUGCCCUACCAAGUUCCUCAUCACGAGCAUUUCCUUCAGCUUCCACUUCUAGAGAGCCCGAAACUUCUUCAAUCGACCCCCACAGCAGCCAUGGCGUCGAAUUCCAUCGCUGCAUAUACUCUGGACAUUAACCAUGCAGCCACUUUGCAAUCCUCAUCUCUCGCACAUGAACAAAACUUCCGAGGAGCAGUUUAUGGGAAUAGCAGUGUGGUGGAUCAGCUUACGGAUUGGCGGGUUCUGGAUAAGUUUGUCGCUUCACAACUAAGCCAAGGAGAGGUUUCGAAAGAGAAUGGCUACUCAAAUGCUCCAAACAAUAUGUUUCAUGGACCAGGCAACACGAAUGUAGUUGUUAGACAUUUGGAGAAGCAAGAAAUGGUACCGGAACAUGCCUCGAUUUCAAGCUCUAGUUGCCAAAUUGAACUGUGGAAGUGACAGUACAUUAUGAUCUAAACUCUAUUCUACUAAUAUAGUAAAUAUACUGAUCAUAGGAACUUAUAAUGUUGAAAAAAAUUAAGGAAAAAAGAGAAGUCAUUAUUCUCCAAAUUCCUGUACAUAAUAAGAGUAAGACUAGAACAAUAUAACUUUAACUGUUGAGUUCUGGCUCUUUUAGUAGUAAGUUAUACGACCAGUCUAGACCAGCUUAAGGUUUGUGUGUGUGUAUCUCUCUCUUGUAAGAUGGAUAUAUUGUGUUUAGGGGAACUACGGAGUUAAGAUUGUUUGCAUGUGAUAUGGGCUUUAUUAUGUGGCCUACCUUUCAUUGAAAUAUGUUUGUAUGUCAAAUUAAUAAUAUAAUAUUAGAAUAAGAAUUUUUGUUCUGUA